Molecule: messenger RNA, 351 nt
Organism: Wallemia mellicola CBS 633.66
Lineage: Eukaryota; Fungi; Basidiomycota; Wallemiomycetes; Wallemiales; Wallemiaceae
Exons: 1
Source: RefSeq, a predicted model, not a curated record
CCUACGGACCAGGUCACCUUGGAUGAACAAAUAAGGAAUAGAAUAAACUCAGAGUUGAAAAGAUUAAGAAACGACGAGUACGCGGUUAGGCAGCAGAUCGAGCAAGAAUUGGCCAAGGAGAACACAGACAAGGAUAAUUCCUUAAUUAGCUCAGAUAAUGUUGCAAACACCAUAAAAGAUAUCAAGCAAAAAGUAGACAGGCACAAUAGCAAGAGAGACUUAAAUAACUUCCCUGCAAUUAAAUCAUCUCAAUCUGAGUUGGUCAGUUGCUUAACAACUAACAAAGACAGACCUCUCGAUUGUCACGUUCAAAUGGAUGGUUUUAAGCAAGCUGUAGCAGAUGCUGAAAAA